UUCAGAGAAGGACCCCCUUCGCCGACAUGCAUUCCCGCAGCCCUUUCUACGGGCGCAGCGCGAUGCGGAGCGAGCACAGCGGCGAUGACGACCGGUCGGCCCAGCUGCGCUCCUGGGCGACCUCGCCGUCCGUCACCUUCUCGCUCCUCCUCAGCCGCUUCGACGAGCGCUUCCCGAGGGGCCCCGGCACCGAAGGCCAGGACGCCAGCGCCGCUUUCGACCAGGAGGAGGAGGAGGAGUUCGCCGUCGAGGAAGAGGAGUCCACCGAGUCCGAACCGGAGCCCGAGCCCAUGGAGGAGGAAUUUGAUGGCGUGCUGACUGAAGAAAUGAUUGCUGAAGUCCUGCAAAAAUUGGGGCGUUCAGCCCCGGGCACAGAGCAUGUCUACCUCGAUCUGUCACUUUCGGACCACAAAUUAAGUGACAUUAGCAUUCUCUGCAGAUAUGUCCACCUUGAGAAGCUAGAUCUUUCUCACAAUAAAAUUGAUGAUAUUUCAUGUGUGAGUUACAUGCCUUACUUGUUGGACCUGAACGUUUCCCAUAAUGAACUAACCACAUACUUUGACUUCAAACCACCCAAGAAUCUUCAAGUAGCAGAUUUUUCGCACAACAAGAUCCAAGCGAUGCAAGAUCUUUCUGCCUACCUGUCACUUAAGAAGCUCAUACUUGACGAUAACGAAAUUGAGGAGAUCCAAGGCCUUGAGAAUUGCCAAUGCCUGACCUACCUGAGCCUGGCAGACAACAAGAUCACAGACAUCAAUGGCCUGAAAAACCUGCCCAUCAAAACACUCUGUCUGAAAUCAAACCAGAUAGCGAAGGCUGUUGGCUUGGAAGAGCUAAAAGUUCUGCAGAAGCUGGACUUGUCUGACAAUCAGAUCAGCAGUUUGGAAGGUCUGGAAGAGCACAACCUGCUUGAGGAAAUCAACCUACAAGAUAACCAGGUGGCUGAGCUGGGUGAACUGGAAUAUUUUGAAUCCCUGCCUCUCCUCAGAGUGCUUAAUUUGAUAAACAACCCUGUGCAGCAACACAAGGAUUAUCGGCUCCUGGUCAUUUUCAUGCUGCUUCGACUCACAGAGCUGGAUCAUAAGAAAAUCUCUGUGCAAGAAAAGGUUGCUGCUGUAAACAAGUACGACCCUCCUCCCGAAGUGGUGGCUGCCCAGGAUCACAUGACCCAGAUCAUGUAUAGCAUGAUACAGCCGCAGCGGAUUUUUGACAGCACCUUACCCAGCCUCGAUGCUCCCUACCCCAUGCUGGUGUUGACCGGACCCCUGGCCUGCUGGAAGCGAGAACUUUGCCAUAGGCUCUGCAGAAAAUUCAACAACUAUUUCAGAUACAGUCCCUGCCACACCACGAGGGCUGCUUAUUUUGGAGAGGAAAACAGAUUAGAUUACUAUUUUGUUUCCCAGGAGGAGUUUGACAAAAUGGUGACUACGGGGAAAUUCAUUGCAACUUUUAAGUACAGCGGCUUCUACUACGGAAUGGGCCGGGACACGAUUGAGUCCAUCGCUAGGGAGGGACUUGCAACCUGCAUUCAUAUGGAAAUAGAGGGUGUUAGAAGCUUGAAGAAUUCCUACUUUCAACCUCGGUACAUCCUACUGAUCCCAGUGAACAAAGAGAAAUACAGGGGUCAGCUGCGAAGGAUGGGGCUGUUCAGUAGGGCAGAGAUCGAGGAAGCAGUCCGCAGGGUGGACCUGUACAUCACACUCAACCAGGACUUCCCAGGGUUCUUUGACGCGGUCGUCAACGUAGACGAUUUUGACGAAGCAUUCACCAAGCUGAGCAAACUCAUCGAGGAGUUCCUGGGGAUAAAGCAGCCGUCAGAAACUGAGGUCAGAGUUUCUGCAUCGUACACCAACCUCCUUUCAGCUCCAAACGGGAUGCUCACAGUGCCUCCAAAAACAGCCUCCAUCAAAGGAACCGAUGGGGUAGCGCCAUCACCCACCCCCAGUGAGUUUUUGGACUCAUCAUCCAAAAAUUAUUCUGCCAUCAUAUCGGCCAGACUUUCAGCACAGAAAACACCAGUGGAGGAGGCUUCUCUUCAGAGGCGGCAGCGCACGGCCAGGCAGGGGCUGACAGGGAGGGCUGUGAGUUCCUAUAGCCAGCUGUUUCAGAGCUAUUUUGACGGCACUUCCCCAGCAGUUGGCAUCUCACACGCUCGGUUUUUGGAACCCCCAUCUGAGGUUUCCACAUUGUCAAUCGGAAAAGACACCAGCCCAGAUCGUGGUGUCCCACCCGCUAGCCCAGACCGAAGCCCUAAAGAGGCACAGGGCACACCGAGACAUUCGCUCAGCCUUUCGCCGAGAACACUCUCAUCUAAAAGCACGGCUUCUCAGCUGCCGCCCCCUGCCCCGGUACCAUCAGCCGAGGAGAAGGAUGAGGCGACCCUUUCUCCCGAGCCCAAAGAGAAGAAAGCGCCCAAGCCCAAGCCUCCUUCUCCCGCCGUCCACCCACUCAUGGACCGGCCAGGUUCCAACACCAAGCCAGUACUCCCUCCCAUUCCGACCGGGAGGAAAAGAAACAAACCGGCGGAAGGGCAACCCUCUUCUCUGUUUUCUAACCCAAAGCCUUCGUCGUAG
This is a messenger RNA of Lacerta agilis (Sand lizard), 2573 nucleotides long. RefSeq names its product leucine rich repeats and guanylate kinase domain containing (gene LRGUK). Gene Ontology annotation, cellular component: cytosol. The coding region runs from base 27 to 2573 and encodes 848 amino acids. Lineage: Eukaryota; Metazoa; Chordata; Lepidosauria; Squamata; Lacertidae. Gene Ontology annotation, molecular function: GMP kinase activity; protein binding. The transcript is spliced from 20 exons. The record is from RefSeq and is a predicted model, not a curated record.